This is a messenger RNA of Rosa rugosa (rugosa rose), 1614 nucleotides long. RefSeq lists its product as uncharacterized. Lineage: Eukaryota; Viridiplantae; Streptophyta; Magnoliopsida; Rosales; Rosaceae. The record is from RefSeq and is a predicted model, not a curated record. Bases 417 to 1136 code for a protein of 239 amino acids. The transcript has 5 exons.
GGUCUUUUUCCAUAUGUUUUUGUUGGGCUGCUUAGGAAAAUGUAAAAGAAAAUUGGUGUUUGUUUAAAUUUUGAGCCAAAAAUUACAAUGUGUGUAGAGAAAAGUGGAAAGAAUAUCACUUUAGCCAAGAUCUGUCAAUGGAACUAAAAUUUAUUGGUCCCCAACUUGAGUGUAAAAUUUUAGAACUGGUUUGGUGAAGCUAUGUGUUAAAUUAUUCAGGUUAGUGUCAACAUUUGUGGCUGAAUUUUUUUUUUUUCUUCCUUUGUUAAGAAGUUCAAGCCCCACCGAGCUUGUAAUCCUAGAUCUGCCCCUGCUUGGACACAACAACCCAGACAUCAUCAUCAUCGGGAUGGAUUCUCAGAUUAAGCCAUUUCUUCCACAUAUCCAAUCACACAACAACUAGCCCUUAGUGAGAGAUGUACCACUGCAGCCGAAGAUUGCAAGCAACGUUUUGGAGCAGACAAACCUGGGUCCGAUUCCAGAAGCAACCAUUUUGCUCCAAACCCCCCCAUGGUCUGACUACAUACGACGAGUCGUUGAAGAAGCUUGACAAGCUAGACUUCUUGACUGCCGCUAAAAUGCUCUUCACUGACCCGCCCAAGAAAAAGAAAUUUGGGCUUGAUUUCCAUCUGGUACAACUAUUCUUUGCUUGUAUGCCUUCCUUGGCUGUAUAUCUGGUAGCUCAAUAUGCUCGCUAUGAUAUGAGAAAAAUGGAAGCAGAACUGGAGCAGAAAAAGAAGAAACAAGAAGAAGAGAAAGUGGAAGAAAUAGAACUAAAUGCUACGAAAGAAAAAGAAGCAAGAUCGGUUCCGGAGCUUUCGGAGGUGAGAGAGAGAUUAGAAAAACUUGAAGAAACUGUGAAGGGAAUUGCGGCUGAGACGAAGAAACAAACCGUCAAUGGCCAAGCAAAAGGCCAUGAAGGUGACAGUGCAAAGAAAAGUUUUGGAACUGAGGCACGUACCCUGAGUAGUUCAGAAUCUAGCAAGCCAGUUGAGAAAGACCCCCUCAAACAGGAUUCUGUAGGGCCAAGGCCAGCUGCAAGCAAGGAUAGAUUAACCGCUGUAGGAACAGUUCCUAAUGCUUCUCCAGAGGGCAAGAUCCAAGAUGGCGGGCCUUCUCAAGAUGCUAAAAGAUGAAGAAAAUUUGUUACAGUGCUUCAUUGUCUAUGAUUUUGUGAGUAGCAUAGGCAACAGGGAACACAAUUAUUGAACGGUUUGAAUUGAUGCAUAGGUUUGCUUGAACUUCGAUGUACUUGCUUGUUCAGCCUUUCUGCUUGCAAGGUGGGAGAAAGUAGUUAGUUACCCCUUUUCGCCCAGUUAUAGGUCAGUGAAUGCAUGCAAAAAAUGAGAUGCAGAAACUUAGGAUGCAGAAUUAAAAUAUAAUGAAAUGCAGGGUGGUAGUAGGAUUAGUGAAAGCUCUAAUUUAAAUGAACAUAUGUUGUGUAUUCUUGUGUUAUUUGCAGAAAUCCAUUUGAAGUAGAACGACUUGUUGCAGAAAUUUCUGUAUUGAUUUCUUUGGGGGAUGGAUUCAAUGGAAUGGUGUAGAAUUUGUUGACAUUGUCCUUGUGUGCUGAUGUUGUGAUAUAAACGGAGUACUGUAGAAUCUUGGAGGUGA